GCAAGACGACGAGGGUGGCUGCUGCCCUCCUGUUUGGGGGGAGGGGCCCCCACAGUGAGGGGCAGAGGGGGGCGGGGGCCUCGCCGUCUCCCUCCUGAGGUAAAUCUCCUUCCCCGCCGACCCGCCCUUCGGGGCCUCCAACCCGUCGGCCCCUGCCGGUCCAAGCCGGCCCGCUACGUACCGCGGCGGCGCUCCCCCUCUCUGCUCGGGGCCUCCUCACGAGUCGGCGGGCCGGCAGCUGGCCCUUGCCCCCACCCACCUCCGCGUCGCGCGGAUUCAAACGGCGCCCCCUCCCGAUUGGCUGCCGUCGUCUCGCGGCCCUCGCGCGCGCCAGCACCGGGGGGGUUAAUGACGAGGAGAAUGAGAGAGAGAGCCCACACCCUGGCAAAAGCGGCGACGUCGAGCGCUUCGAUUCCAGCAGCAAAGAACUACAUUUCCCGGCGGCCCCCGCCGGAGCAGAAGACUACUCUUCCCGGCAGCCUCCGCGGCGCCUCCAGGUUGGGCAGGGGAGGCUCCGGCAGUGUGUUUCUGUUGCCGUGGCAACCGCCCCGCCUUUCCCCCCCCCCCGUUCCAAUGUGCGAAGCGGGGAGAGAGAGAGAGCGCGAGGGGCGAAGCGGCGGCGAUGACAUGCUAACUGAGGAGCCACGCCCCGGUUUAAAGCCCAUCAAGCGGUCAGAGGGGGGGCGGCUGCUGACCCAGGCCAUCUGGCUCAACAACAACACACUUGGCGAGUUGACUGACUUCACAGACAUCAUGGCAAAGCUGCUGGAGUAUCCCGAUGAUAUCUACUGGAUUGAUCUCUCCUUCAAUGACCUGGCCAACAUUGACCCGGUGCUGACCACCUACUACAACCUUCACAACCUCAACCUUCAUGGGAACGCUAUUCAGCAGCUGUCUGAAGUCGACAAACUGGCUGUGCUUCCACACCUGCGCAGCCUAACGCUGCACGGCAACCCCAUUGAAGAGGAGAAGGGCUACAGGAGCUACGUUCUGUCUACCUUGCCCAACUUGAAGUCCUUCGACUUCAGCGGCGUCACAAAGCUUGACCGCACGACGGCUGCCGUAUGGAGACGGAUGAACAUCAAGCCCAAGGUGGUCCGGAAGAGACGGGAUGACUAUUGAACACCAUGCCCCUCUGCUUCCCCCAUUGGCAGGGAGAGGGGGCUUUUGCCAUCUGCACCCUCAUUUAGGAAUAAAGCAUUAGAACAGCCUUGCAUGGCAGAGUGUGGAUGGCAACAAGAGCCAGAGGCCCACUUGUGGAGGGGAGCGCGCUCCGGGUGAGCAGCACUUUGAGCAGUUUCUCUGUAACGUAGAUGUGCCAAACAGCCUUAGCCUUCUUGCGUACGGAGAUACAUCAUGGGUGGGGAACCUGUGGGCCCCCAGAUGUUCCAGCUGGUAAGAGCCCCAGCUAGCAUGGAUGAUGGGAGUUGUGGUCCAACAUCUGGAGGGCCACAGAUUCCCUGCCCCCCAAUAAACGUAUCUGCAUCUGCCACACAAAUUGGGAAAACACUUGGUGUUCACAAUUGGGAACCAAAGCCCGUGCAUCACCUGGUUGCUUACACAGGAAGUAGGGGAGGCAAGCACCCAAUUAAACCCUGGGUCACUUUUGAAAAAAACUGUUGGGGAGGGCAGGGACAGAAGAGACCCCCCUGAAUGACCAAGUAAAGGGAGGAAUAAGGCUUACUUUUCACAGCACCUGCCCCACCCCACCCCACGGCUCGGGGUUAUCCUAUUUCACCAUUACAAAACAGAAUUGCCACAAUCUAUAUAUUGUUUAUCCUGGUUACCACAUGGAUUUGACACCUACACCAAGAGGCAGCAGCGCUACCAUAGAGCCAUCCUAAGACAGUUUUGAAGUAGAGGCCAAAAAAAGGCCACAGCCCCUUGCCACCUGCAUCUAAAUCAGCAGGAAAGGAGCUGUCAGGCCCACUUUUUUCUGCACUAGUUUAGUGCAGGGGCAGGCAGCAUGUUGCCCUCUGCUUAAUUUCGGAAGCCUUUUGCAAGCAAGUGGUUGUCCCUCACCACCCCCAGCUGUGGCUCCUGUUCUGACAGUUUCCCACCAGGGAAUGCAGCAGGAAAAUGGCUGCCCCUCACCCUCCCUGCCAGAGCACAGGCUUUGCAUGCAGGAAGCCUCAAAUCCAAUCCUUAGCAUUUCAAACUCCCAGUAAAUGACAGGAAAGACCUCUCUCUGCCAGAUACCCCGGCAGAACUGCUCCUGGUCAAUGCUGGACUGAAGAGAUGCUAUAAAGCAGCUUUAUGUUCCUUGUACGGCUCCCACAACACCCUUUCGGUGACGUUUGUGCAGCCAGUGGGUUGUGUGCACCGUUAUGUAUUUUCACUGGCAUUCACAGACUUCUCAUCCAACAAAAACUUGCCCAAAUGGUCAGCUCUCUGGUUCUGCUGACCUUGGAACAGUACCCAGGUUCAGUCGCCUUGCCUUGCCUUGCCUUACACUAGGGCUGCCGGCUAAUCUCCCUCCAAGUCCGCAUGUGGCAACCCAGGCAGCAGCCCACACACCCACUCACUUGCCAAGUCAUUCAUUGCCCUUUGGCCUAACGGUGAUGAGGAGCACCUGCUUUCCUCUCCAGAUUGGAGCUGAGGUCGGGGGCACAGAGGGUCACUGCAACUGCACUGAGCCUGAGAAGGCAACAACAUCACAACCCCCCCCCCCGCAAGAACAGCUGGAGCAACAAUCCUCCCAAAGAGCAGAGCAGCAUUUGCAAAUCCUUGGGGCUUGGGGAAUGUGCCUACUUGGCCAAUGAAGGGGUGUCGCUCCUCUGGCUGGACUUCAGGGCAGAGCAAGGAGGCAGGGGAGGGCAAGCUGCCUGGCAUCCGGCCGCCACGUGGACUCUGUUGCCAACCCCACCAUCCACAAGGCACUUCCGAGGCAGUGCCGUCCCUGCAAUCCUUCCAGGGAUCCCAAAGACAACUGUGCCCUCCCCUUGCCCCUUACAGAACCAACAAAAAGAAGAGCCUUCUGCUUGGAUGAAUGUAUUUAUAUUUUAAUCUACUUCAGCAAAAAAAAAUUAACAAAAAUUAAAACAAGAUGACCGUUCAGCCAUGUAAAAGAGAGUGGAGGGUGAGACCCCAGGAAGAGGGACUGCUGCCUCCCACUCACCCCCAGCAAGUUGCUCUUCAACUAUUGUGCUGCAUCCUCCCUUUUUUUAAAAAAAGAAGAUCCAACGCACUCUGCACUGGCUCUUCCACCCGCCAAUCCUAAAAAAUACCCCACACGUGCUGGCAGCAAAGGGCAAGCGAUGCAGGGAAACCCAAGUGGGAAGCGACAAGCAGCCGCCCACAUGGCAACUCCUCUUCCUCCUUACCCCCUCCCACUCCCACCGGUCAGAAUUUGAGAGCCUUAACAGGGAAAAAAGUGAAUGAAGGAAACCAUCACAGCUGCCCCUCUCCCCCCCCCCAAUACACACAGCUGUGGGCUACAGGCUUCCCGCUGGCAUCCACUUUGGCCCAAAGAGCCACACUUCUUUAGGAGCUGAGCUUAGUGUUCAGGGCUUGCCCCCUCUCCCACUCCUCCAUUCAUGUGCUGGCUUGCCCAAACAUGACCCCAACACACACGAAAAAGCAGGAGUAGGAAGAGGGGAGACGUGUGGGUAGGAUCAGCCCCUCGGGGGGGGGUGAAGGGGAAGGUGGCAAUCCAUAGGUUACUGUCUCUGUGGCAAGUUGUAGGGAAUUCAGUGUAUUGUCAAUAUCUGUACAAGUCCCACUGUGGUGACAAGCCAAUUGUGGUGAGGAAAGAGAGGAAGAUGAGGGGUAAAAUAUAUAUAUAUGAAGAUGAAUGAAAAGCAGCCAUCAGGGGAUCCCAAACUGUACAACCAGUUCUUCUUUCGCAUCCACUCGGAUCUGGGAGAGGGCGCUGUAGGCAUAUGCAGCUAUCCGGGAGACCUGGG
Molecule: messenger RNA, 3905 nt
Organism: Rhineura floridana
Lineage: Eukaryota; Metazoa; Chordata; Lepidosauria; Squamata; Rhineuridae
Gene: LRRC51
Product: leucine rich repeat containing 51
Exons: 4
Coding region: 349-1122 (257 amino acids)
Molecular function (GO): protein binding
Source: RefSeq, a predicted model, not a curated record